Messenger RNA from Gastrolobium bilobum, 366 nucleotides. RefSeq names its product protein SMALL AUXIN UP-REGULATED RNA 12. NCBI's taxonomy places the organism in Eukaryota, Viridiplantae, Streptophyta, Magnoliopsida, Fabales, Fabaceae. The transcript has a single exon. The record is from RefSeq and is a predicted model, not a curated record. The coding region runs from base 1 to 366 and encodes 121 amino acids. Gene Ontology annotation, biological process: response to auxin.
AUGAAGGGGGAGUUUUUGAGAAGGUGCCUUAACAAGUGGAAGAAAAUGGGGAGUGGUGUCAUACCUUGUGCUGCAUGCGAUUACUGCUGCCAAUGGGCUAUGUGGUCUUCCAUGCAUAAAAGGGACUCCAUCCCCAAUGAUGUCCCAAAGGGUCACUUGGUUGUCUAUGUAGGAGAGAACCACAAGAGAUUUGUCAUCAAGAUUACAUUACUCAAUCAUCCACUCUUCAAGGCCUUGCUGGAUCAAGCUCAGGACGAAUAUGAUUUCAUUGCAGAUUCAAAACUCUGUAUUCCUUGCAAUGAGCGUCUUUUCCUCAGUGUCCUUCGCUUUGCAAGCUCUCCACAGAAUGAACGGGUGUUUGUGUAA